Hydractinia symbiolongicarpus is the source of this 705-nucleotide messenger RNA. RefSeq lists its product as uncharacterized. The record is from RefSeq and is a predicted model, not a curated record. NCBI's taxonomy places the organism in Eukaryota, Metazoa, Cnidaria, Hydrozoa, Anthoathecata, Hydractiniidae. The transcript has 2 exons. Bases 1 to 705 code for a protein of 234 amino acids.
AUGAAGGUCCCCAUGCCUUACGAUGAUCGGUUUUCUCAGUACAAAAGCCCCUACUCAACCUCUGGAUACGCACAGGUAUGCCGCGAAUACGGUGCAAGUGCUAACGCCUUGUACAAGUUUAAGGCUGUCAUGUCGUCAUUAACAAAUGGUAGAUGGUGGCCCAAGGUAUAUGGUGAUUGGGCUAAAUUCAUCCUACCAACAAGCCAAGGUCUAACAUCGGAGGGUCUGACCAAGCUAAGCGAAAGGUAUAACAACAACAUUCUCAUAGCACCUUCCAAUGUAAAUGUGGGGGUCUAUGUUGAUUUGAACAACAAGCCUAUUGUCAAACAUACUACGCCCCCUAGGCAUAGUACACCUCCCAUACCUCCCAAGCAUACUACACCUCCUAGGCAUACCACGCCACCUAUACAUACCACACCUCCAAAGCAUACUAUCAAACCACCUCCUAAGCAUACUACACCUCCUAUACCUCCUAAGCAUACUACACCUCCUAUACCUUCUAAGCAUGCUACACCUCCCAUACCUCCCAGGCAUACUACAAAGCAUACUAUACAGGCUAUACCAUAUACACCCUCCAAGCAUGCCAUACCACCUAUACCUCCUGAUUAUACCACAUCGCCCGAACAACCCCCGCAAAACCAACACCAGGAUACCAAGACAGUGCUCUUUACUAUCAGUGUAGGCCUCAUCAUAGUCUACAUCUGA